GGUCGCUACAUUUAACACAGCGGAUCGAUAUGUAGUGGCUUUUGCUUCUACCGCCACAUCUAUCAAGAAUUCCGAGUUUCCUGCAGUUGUGUUCAUUCAAGCCUUACGCGGGGAUCAAUACUCGAACUCUUUACACCUCUGGGAAACAGACAAUUCGCGAUCUUUCGAUGGAGUGGACAGUCAUCGGGUUAUUUUCGAUAAAAUAAGUGUUUAAAGUCACGAAAAAUCGUGUAAAUCAGUUCAAGCAUCGCUGAAACCCGAAUUGGCGAUUGUGCAUUGUGCAUGGCAUUCAGUUGGAAUUUUCUUCAGGAAUAUGUCGUGGUUUCCAUCCCCAUUUACGCUUUUAUGUUUACGUUUUAUUUCAACGACAUAAAAUUCAUCAUUCACGCUUCCUACAAGCUAACGAAAAUUCUGAUCAAGGACUGGUUGUUUGAUAUCAUCUAAAACCGCGAGUUUUUUUAUGCCAAUAUACGGUGCGAGUCAAAAUGAAGUUGAUGCCGGUUAUAUACCAUGGAUUUACGUCGAUGGACAGGCGGUUUUCCAGUGCUAUGAUGCCAUGGAUAGUGUCGGAAAUCAGGAGAAGGGAUUAUAAUGAAAAGUUGAGUUUGGGUGUGGAAAAUGGCAUCCUCCAGUCCUACAACAUGGAUUUCGAACUGCAGUUCUCCCACAGAGUCAACCAGAUUUCCAGAUUUUCACAGGCAGAUCUGGAUGCUUGCACCUUCCUAUAUCUUCUCAGAGAUGAUUCAGAUAAUUUAUUGUACUGCUAUCUAUUUCAAGCACAAAAAGUGAAAGAUGUGACAGAUCUGUAUAAACAAAUGAAGGAGCAGAGCCACGUAACGCCUACUAGGUCUCUGAGCAGUGCUGCUACUUUGACAUCUUUGUGCGUGGACAUAUCACCGAGCUCUAGUAACUUUUUUGAGGUUUUAUACAUAGGUAAAAUAAAAGUAUGGCAGAAGAAAGUUCCGGACACAUUCAUAGAUGACGCCUUAGAAAAAUUCAGAGUUCACGAGCUCGAAAAAAACAAAUUAAAACAUAUUUCAGCUAUUGGCAGACUGCAAAGCGAAGAUAACAUUUUAAGGAAAGGUUCAAUCGAUGUUCCCGAAAGUAGUUCAAACAAUUCUCCAGUUUCCAGCCCAACGCAUCAACUUCAACGAUCCUUGUCACAUCACUCGAACAUGCUACAGAAAACUGCACUUGGGAAGGUGGAAAUUAGUGAGGUGGACAGCAGCAAAUUAAAAGUAUUAGAAAAAAUUUCUGACGAAAACGCUAACGUGGAUGAAGAGGAAACUAGUUCUGAGGCUUCAACGUCACAACAGGAUAAAGCAGAUGAGCAGAGAGAAUCAUCUCCGCAAAAUAGUGAUGCUAAUCAGACCGUGGAUAUCAAUGAUUAUAAUAGAACUAUGGUACUGCAAGUUGACAGAACUGAUUUGAGGCUUAUCAGUCCAGAUAGGAAAGUUAUUUUGCUUCAUAAACAUCACAGGGAUAUCACUACGUGCGUUCAGGGUUUGAUCAGGUCAGAGCACUUUGGAUUCAUAUGCAGGGAAAUGUCUCCAGCUAUGCAAACAUUUACUGGAUAUAUUUUUAAAUGUGAAUCGGCUUCAAUUGCAACAGAUGCAGUAGCAGCUAUUACACAAGCUUUCUUAAAUUCCGAACAAAAACCUCGACCACCCAUCACGUCGUGCGACCACUGUCCGAUGGUUUGGUUUCACAAACUUUGCACCGAGAUAGAGCACAUGUCUGACAAGAAAACACAAGCUGCCAUAUUAAGAAGACUGGAACAGUUGGAAUCGGAUGAACAGAUGACUAUUUUAGCCAAGUUUAGAGGAGCUGAGACUGAUUCUUUGAGGGAACAGAACGAAUUUUUGAUGAUGCUUCUGAGGGCUCAUUGCGAAAUGAAGCAAGGGAGACAUAUACAUGACACUGCUGAAAAUAGAUCAGAAUUUCUUAAUCAAUAUUUGGGAAUUGGCGGAACCAGUGUUUUCACGAAAGCCAAAAAAUCCCUCACCAAUUCAUUCGACCAGUUUUUGAAAAGAAAAGCUUCCAGUAACGAUUUUGGGCCGAAUAUGAAAAAUAUGAGCCUGCCAAUCACGAACAAUUUAAAUAAGGAAUCUUCCUCUAUUGCUUCUGCAGCUGCACCAAUCAGCGAAUCUUCUGCUUCCGAUAAAGAUUCUGAAAGUUUUCGUUCAAGAUCAUCAACUAUAGAGUCCCAGUCAGAAGGUAAAGACCAGUAUUUACACGUCAAAAAUACCAAACAAAGCUCAGUUUCACCAGAUAGGAGUUUGGCUGGAUCAGAUAAAACCCUAAAAUCUCCUAUGCUAGAUAUAUUUCUUAAAGUUGGAAAUAGUCCCAAAAUAACGAACCCAGAAGACGAUUCUGGUAGUAAAACUGACGGUGGAUCAUGGAGACAAGCCAUCUUCAAGAGAGUGAUAACGGUGAAAAAUGAACAAACCGAAGUACAACCGACAAAAAAGAAAACCAAAGAGGAAUUGAGAGAAUUAUGGAAGAAGGCGAUCAAACAAGCGAUUUUGUUAGUAAGAAUGGAAAAAGAAAAUGAUAGAAUAAAAGCUAAACAAGAAGAGUCAGCAGUUAAAAGGAUUAAACUAGAGUAUGAUGAAAUGAAACCUACUCAAAGGGAAGUCAUGGAAGUGUGGGACAUGAUAACCAAUAAAGAAGCUCAUAUGAAGUGCGACAAACCUAUGCUUCUGCAAGCUAUAAGACAAGGCGUUCCUAGAGGAAAACGUGGAGAAGUGUGGCAAUUCCUUGCCGAACAACACUGUCUCAAAUCGGCACCUCCGGAUCCUCAAAAGUAUCCAAACUACAACGUCCCCUACGAUCAACUGUUGAAACAACUCACUUCGCAUCAACACGCCAUUCUUAUUGAUUUGGGAAGGACUUUUCCUAACCAUUCCUACUUUAGUAGUCCACUAGGUCCUGGUCAGUUAGCUCUAUUCAAUCUACUGAAGGCUUACUCUUUGUUAGAUCCAGAAGUUGGAUAUUGUCAAGGACUGAGCUUUGUAGCAGGAGUGCUUCUGCUUCAUAUGGAGGAGUCUCAAGCCUUUACCUUGUUACGUCACUUAAUGUUCAGACGUGCAUUAAGAGUUCAGUAUCUUCCAGACAUGAUGGGACUUCAAAUAAAGCUCUAUCAGCUUUCUAGAUUGCUCCAUGAUCAAAUUCCAGACCUCUAUAACCAUUUUGAUCUGUACGAAGUAGCUCCAACCUUGUAUGCAGCACCAUGGGUUUUAACUAUGUUUGCUUCACAGUUUCCUUUAGGGUUUGUUACUAGGGUUUUUGAUCUAGUGUUUUUGGAGGGCCCCAAUGUCAUAUUCAGAGUCGCUUUGUCUUUGCUUGGUUUUCACAAAGACAAGAUCUUGCUUUGUGACAGUUUUGAGGAAAUUAUGAACUAUAUCAAGGGACCUUUAGCUUCAAUAGACAAACCUACAUUAGACAAAGUCAUGAAGCAGGUAUAUACUACGGAUAUUAGUAGACAGCUUGAAGAAUACAAAGUAGAAUAUUUCGUCCUUCAAGAAGAAAUGUCUUCGGUUCAACCGCAAGUAGAAGCUUUGCAUAAGCUCGAAGCUGAAAAUAAAAUCUUAGCAGAACAAAAUAAGACUUUAAUGGCACAAUUGGAAUUGGCUUUAUCGAACGUACAAAGACUGGAAAAAACUAGAGUGCUGCAACAGGCUCAACUGAAUCGAAUUGAGAUGCAGAGUAGAGGUCUGGAUGUUACUGUAGCCACUCUGGCUAAUUUUAUAAGUAAUUUGAUUGAAGACAAGGUUAAUGUGGAAAUACCAGAUGAAGUGAGGAGAAUUAUGUCACAAAUAUCGUUAUCUGAGAAGAUUAGAAACGAAGGUGCUGGCCAAACUAAUCUGAUUAAGAUGUUGCAAGAAAAGGAGAAUAGAAUGAUGCCUCCAGAACGUUUGAUGGUCAAAUCUUUGAGCACAGGAAAGAUAGCUUUACCCACAAAUCUGGACCAAGUGCCUCGAUCCAACAGUUUGAAUACAAACGCACAGAACAUCUUAACACCCCAAUUGAAGAAACAAACUCAGACAUCCCCUAGUGGAUCCAUGGAGAGGAAAUCCAGCUUCUUUUCUAGUUCUCACAGUAAUAUUUUGGAACAACAAAAGAUAAAUCACAGUCAAACUAGUCUAACUAACAACAGGAUAGAUAUCAAGAUUCAGGAAUUUGAAAAUGGUAGAAGAGAUUCUGAAACCCAACCUGUAGAAAUACUAGAUAAUAAAGAGAAGGUUUCACCUACUCAUUCAAUAGACAGUGGUGUGGGCACACCAUCGAGUCCCAAGAUGCCACAAAUUCACCCUCUGUGUAGUCCAGACGUUAAUUUUACGUUUAGCGGGACAAAGGAGCUGAAAAGCCUGAAAAGUUUGAAGCAUUAUCAGAGAAAUUCCAGCCCUGAUAUUAUAAGAAACAGUCAAGCGUAAUUACUUGAGUUUACUGUAGUUUUAUUUCUGAAGGAAUCAACUGGGAAGAUUAGAAAUAUAUAGAACAUAUCAGAUAAACUUUUAGUCACGUGAUGAUUGGUUUGGUUUAAUCAAAAUAUUUUAGGAAACAAAAUUGAAUUAAUUAUAAAUAUAUAAACAGUUAUUAUUUACAUCAACAAAACUUACCUCCUUAAUAGUACCUAAAAGGUCAUUACUACCGCUUUCCCGAUCAAAAUAUUCUAAUAAGUUUGCGAUAAGUUUUUUGCAACGGCUGUUGCAAACAUGCUUCGACAUCUUGAGCACUUCGCACUACAAGUGGUUCGAUUCGGUUGUGAUAAAGUGUGUAUAAAGAACAAUUUUCAAUUGCAAGGUCUUUGUAUUAAACAAAAUUAAGCAAGUAUUACAAUACAUUUCACUUUAAUCAAAAACUCGUAAUACAAAACGAUUCACAAUGCCAGGAAAUAAAUAAAGAAAUGUGGCAACUUGAUAUUUUUAUAGCAGAGCUACCACCUGAAUUGCCAGAGGAAAAUUUAAAUUCUAGUUAGUUAGCCCGGCACCGAAUAUGUCCAUGGUUGGCAACAAUGAAUUCAAUAAUCGCACCCUCGAUGGCGUAACUAAAAGUUUAUUUGGUAUCGAUUGUACCUAUGAAUUAAAUAACUCAUAAUAAUUAUUUUUGUUAAUAUGGCCUAAAACACAUUUUACAAAAACAUUAAAGUACCGUAUGAUCCAAAAAAAAAAACGGCGUCAAAGACGGCUGGGAAUGACAAUCGAUGAUAAUUUUGGCGCGAGGUCAAUUUCUAGACGUCGUUUAUUAAAAAUUGAGAUAAAAGUUGUCAAAAAGUAACUCUUUUAUAGAGAGAUCAAAAAGGGAUAGAACUCUCCAGACAUACAAAUUUAUUAAAAAAAAAUAUUUAUUCUUGAAUUUUUAACUAUUUAUAAAUAAUUUAAAAAUAAUUUUUUACUCAAUAUAAACAAAAAUUAAUUGGCGUCUAGGGUUUGACUUCGCCAAAAUUAUCAUCAAUUUUCAUUUCCCACUCGUUAUUUCGAUCGUAUGGUACUUACAGUGAUAUAGAAUUAGAUUAUUUAAAAGUACAUCUUUAAAAAAUAUUCAUUACAUUAAUUUGCAUAUUAAAUUAUUAUAAUUAUAUAAUUUAAAAUAUAAAUUAUGAAGGGUCAUAAUUUAUAUUUUAAAUUCAUUUUCUUCCAGACUCAAAUAAUAUUUCCAGUAGAUUUUCUUCCAAUUCUAGGGUUAUUUUAGGAUCAUUUUGUGUGAUAUUAGACGUAUAUUUUGUUUAAAAUAUUUUCUUAACUAUUAGUACCGUAUGAUCGAAUAAAAACGGCGUCAGCGAUGGCUAUGAAAUGAAGAUCGCUGUCAUUUUUUAUGUAAAAUUAUAUGGGAAAUGUCAUUGAUCGUCAUUUCCAAGCCAAUUGGACGCCGUUUUUUUCGAUCAUACGGUACUAUAUAUGGAGUGGAUUCUUAAAAUUUCUUUCUUAGUUUAUUUGUUUAUACCAAUGUUUUCCAGCCCUUAUUGCUUUGUUAUAAAAUAGUCAUUUACGAAAUAAAUUUGUUGAGU
Molecule: messenger RNA, 6010 nt
Organism: Sitophilus oryzae (rice weevil)
Lineage: Eukaryota; Metazoa; Arthropoda; Insecta; Coleoptera; Curculionidae
Gene: plx
Product: TBC1 domain family member 1
Exons: 21
Coding region: 486-4436 (1316 amino acids)
Source: RefSeq, a predicted model, not a curated record